Capsella rubella is the source of this 491-nucleotide messenger RNA. RefSeq lists its product as uncharacterized. The record is from RefSeq and is a predicted model, not a curated record. The transcript is spliced from 3 exons. Bases 1 to 363 code for a protein of 120 amino acids. NCBI's taxonomy places the organism in Eukaryota, Viridiplantae, Streptophyta, Magnoliopsida, Brassicales, Brassicaceae.
AUGAACGAAAGCAAGCAGCAACGACCAAAACCUGUUCCUGUGGCAGCUGUGGUGGAUCAAUGGAAGGAAACCGAGAUGGGAAAAACAAGAAAGAAGUAUGAAAAGCUAAGUGAGAAGAUUGUGUCAUGGGAAGAUAAACAGAGGAAAAAGGCAAAGAGAAAGCUUCAUAGAACAGAGAGAGGUGUAGAGAAAACAAAGUUGAAGGCGAUAGAGAGGUUCCGAGACGAAAAUGAACGCAUUGAGAUCAUCGUUGCAAGUGCAAGAGCACAUGCCUAUGAGAGUCAGACGAAAGAAGAAUUGAAGGUUAAGGAGAAGGCAAACCUCAUGAGAGCAACUGGAAGGAAACCCUCAACAUGUCUCUGAAUUCUGCAAGUUGUAGGAAAUGUAAGACAUACAUUCUUUAACGCUGCUGAUAACAAUCGUUAAACAUGUAAAAUGCACACACAAAUAUAAGGUGUCUAUCUAUUCGAAUAUAAGAGAGAUAACUCACA